AAUUGACGUCACUACGUCAGUGGCGUCAUCCUGCGUCAUGGCGGUUUGGUCGGUCGGUGCGGUCGUUCGCUGUUAGUGAAGAUUAUUCUCCCGGUUUUAAAGUUGAAUUUCGAACAAAUCUCAGCCAUGUCUGGCUCGGCGGACUUCAUCCUGCCUCAGAAAUGUACGCCGCGUAUUUUCGCCGACAGUUUUUAGGUUUUAUUUCGGACAAAUCCCCUCGACCCGAGCCCCCAGCUCUCUCGCCUAGCGCCGCUGCCCGGAGAGAAGACCGUUUUCCCGCUGGAGGCGCUAGGCCGCACGGCGUCUCGUCGGGGUUCGGUUUUCUUCACUCCUUAACGUCACAUAAGUCAUCAUGGUUCAACAGUACCAGUCGCCUGUGCGAGUCUACAAGUUCCCCUUUGAGAUGGUGAUGGCGGCGUACGAGCGACGCUUCCCCACCUGCCCUCUCAUCCCGGUGUUUGUGGGGAGCGAGCGUCUGGCGGAGCAGCGCAGCGAGGACGGCGCUCUGCACGUCAUCGAGAGGAGGUGCAAGCUCAACGUGGAGGCGCCGCGCCUGCUCAAGAAGAUAGCCGGCGUGGACUUUGUGUUCUUCAUCCAGAAGAACACGCUCAACUGGCGCGAGCGCACGCUGCACAUCGAGGCUCACAACGAGACGUUCGCCACGCGCGUCAUCGUCAACGAGAAGUGCAGCUACAGCGUCCACCCUGACAAUGAUCAGUGGACGUGCUUUGAGCAGACGGCCAGCCUGGACAUCAAGUCCUUCUUCGGCUUUGAGAGCUCGGUGGAGAAAGUGGCCAUGAAGCAGUACACAGCCAACAUCAAGAAGGGAAAGGAGGUGAUCGAGUUCUACCUGCGGGAGCUGCAGGACCUCGGCGUGUCUCACCUGCCGCGGUGGGACGCUGCCCCGGGCCUGCACGGCACGCCGGCCAUCGUGGCGGCCGUGGCGCUGAGGGCGGCGGCCACGGCCGACCCCGGCGCCGCCGCUACGCUCCCCACCGUGGCGCCGGCGGGGUCGGGCAUGGUGACUAUCACAACCGGCGGGGAGGACGGAGGAGCGGAGGGAGGAGACGGCACGACCAGCGUGUUAAUCUCGGCCGUGUCUUCGGCCGCAGUCGACCUGGGAGUCCCCACCUCCUCCCUGUUCGAGAAUAUCACAGCCACGCCCGAUGACAAGCUGGACGCGGAUUACAUCGAGCGGUACCUGGGGGAGUUGACGCCACUGCAGGAGAGCUGCCUCAUCCGCCUGAGACUCUGGCUGCAGGAGUCGCACAAGGGCAAGUCAGAGGCAGAAGACGUCAGCUCAGCGGAGAUCCCGAAGGACGAGCACAUCCUGCGCUUCCUGCGGGCGCGCGACUUCAACGUGGACAAGGCCAAGGAGAUGCUCUGCCAGUCUCUGAGCUGGCGCAAGCAGUACCAGGUGGACUACCUGCUGGAGACCUGGGGGCUGCCGCCGGCGCUCGCGGACUACUACGCCGGCGGGUGGCACUACCAGGACCGCGAUGGACGUCCCCUCUACAUCCUGCGUCUGGGUCAAAUGGACACCAAGGGGUUGGUCAAGGCAAUGGGGGAGGAGUCCCUCCUGAGACACGUGCUGUCCAUCAACGAGGAGGGCCUGCGCAGGUGUGAGGAGAACACCAACAACUCGGGGCACCCCAUCAGCUCGUGGACGUGCCUGGUGGACCUGGAGGGCCUCAACAUGCGGCACCUGUGGCGGCCGGGCGUCAAGGCCCUGCUGCGCGUCAUCGAGGUGGUGGAGGCCAACUACCCGGAGACGCUGGGGCGGCUGCUCAUCGUGCGAGCGCCCCGCGUCUUCCCCGUGCUCUGGACCCUGGUCAGCCCCUUCAUCAACGACAACACGCGGCACAAGUUCCUCAUCUACGGUGGAAACGACUACCAGGGCCCCGGCGGCCUGGUGGACUACAUCGACAAAGACGUCAUCCCCGACUUCCUGGGUGGAGACUGCCUGUGUGACGUUCCGGAGGGCGGCCUGGUGCCCAAGUCGCUGUACCGCACGGGGGACGACGCGGAGCACGGCGACGACAUCCGCCUGUGGACGGACACCAUCUACCAGUCGGCCUGCGUGCAGAAGGGCGCUCCGCACGAGGUCGUGAUCGACAUCCCCGAAGCGUCGUCCGUCAUCACGUGGGACUUCGACGUCAUCAAGGGCGACGUGGCCUUCAACCUGUACCACAGUCGCCGCGCUCCUGCGCCCACGCGCAGCGCCAGCAGCGGCGGCGUCUGCGCCGGCGUUGGCUGCGUCGGCCUCGUCGCCGGCGGCGGCGUCGCCGGUGUCGCCGGCGGCGGCCUCAGCGGAAGCGCGUCGCUCGGUUCGGCGAUUGCCUGCGCCGGCGGCGGCGGGGCCGGCAGCAGCGUGGAGAGGAGCUGGCAACAGCAGCAGCUGCAGCUGCAUCACCACCAACAGCAGCAGCAGCAGCAGGGCUGGGUCUACAGCCCCGUGGAGGCAGCGCUGCACUGCAGGGAAGGGGAGAGCAUCCAGGGCUCGCACGUGGCACGCUGGCCGGGCCGCUACGUGCUGCAGUGGCGGCUGGCCGGGGUGGGGGCCGGCGGGGGCUCGCUGCCCCGCGUGGACGACGUCAUCGCGUCGCUGCAGCUGCCCGGCACGCACAAGGGCAAGGUGAUGUACUACACCGAGGUGCUGGCCUCACACGACUUCAGGGGCUCCAUGACGAGCCUGGAGUCCUGCCAGAGUGGAUUUUCACAGCUGAGUGGAGGUACAAAUUCUUCUGGAGCUGGAUCCAUGGCCUCCAGAUAGACAGGAGGCCUCGGCUCCAGGAGACCGGGUCUCAGGGUCUUGAGACUUGGCUCCAGGAGUCUUGAGACUUGGCUCCAGGAGACCGGGUCUCAGUGUCUUGAGACUCGGCUCCAGGAGACCGGGUCUCAGUGUCUUGAGACUCGGCUCCAGGAGACCGGGUCUCAGUGUCUUGAGACUUGGCUCCAGGAGACCGGGUCUCAGUGUCUUGAGACUUGGCUCCAGGAGACCGGGUCUCAGGGUCUUGAGACUUGGCUCCAGGAGACCGGGUCUCAGGGUCUUGAGACUCGGGUCCAGGAGACCGGGUCUCAGGGUCUUGAGACUCGGGUCCAGGAGACUGGGUCUCAGUGUCUUGAGACUCGGCUCCAGGAGACCGGGUCUCAGGGCCUUGAGACUUGGCUCCAGGAGACCGGGUCUCAGGGUCUUGAGACUCGGCUCCAGGAGACCGGGUCUCAGGGUCUUGAGACUCGGCUCCAGGAGACCGGGUCUCAGUGUCUUGAGACUCGGCUCCAGGAGACCGGGUCUCAGUGUCUUGAGACUUGGCUCCAGGAGACCGGGUCUCAGUGUCUUGAGACUCGGCUCUAGGAGACCGGGUCUCAGGGUCUUGAGACUUGGCUCCAGGAGACCGGGUCUCAGGGCCUUGAGACUUGGCUCCAGGAGACCGGGUCUCAGUGUCUUGAGACUCGGCUCCAUGAGACCGGGUCUCAGGGUCUUGAGACUCGGCUCCAUGAGACCGGGUCUCAGUGUCUUGAGUCUCGGCUCCAGGAGACCGGGUCUCAGGGUCUUGAGUCUCGGCUCCAGGAGACCGGGUCUCAGGGUCUCCGAUAAUUAAAUGAAAUAUCACAACGAAGAAGCAGGGGGGGAGCCUCAUCAACGAAGGUCCUACACAGGAGUUCGACUCCCGGUCAGUCUCGCUGCCAAGGUGUACGUCUGCUGCCAGAAAGAGGCUCCUGUGAAGGAAUAUAAUUGUUAAAUAUACACACACAGCACAUCACACACACAUCUGUAUACACACACACAUCACACACACAUCUGUAUGCACACACACAUCACACACACAUCUGUAUGCACACACACAUCACACACACAUCAUACACACAUCAUACACACAUCUGUAUACACACACACGUACAUUCAUGUGUAUACAGGGCUGUCCUUAGGGGUCGGUGCAGGGCCCGAGGCAAAUCCCACCACGCGGACGCCCCGCCUUCAAACUAAACCGCAGGUAUUGCAUUUGACACCGUGACGUGAAAGCGCGUUGACCCCCCAAAGCGCAAGGCCUGAUUCACUACCCUGAUUAACCGUCACCCGAGGGACGGCUCUGCAUGUGCGCGCACACCAACACAAUCAUCACACAUGCACGCUGGUAUACACAAAGAUGAAGAUACCCCGUAUAGCCUCCAUAGACUAUUGGGGCAAGUAGUGUUUGCGAGCAGCUAUUAAUACUGGAACAAAACGACGUAGUACACACACAAAGACAAAGAUCCCCCGUUUAGCCUUUAACAGGCUGUUUGGGCAAGUGCUGUUACUUAACAGCUGUGAAGGCCGGCACUGGCACACGAGGGGGUGGGUGGCCAGCACCACGCCCGGCCACCUUUGUCUCCCCAGUGCUGAUGUUCACACACUGCACACCAGGUACUCAUUUAAUGCCGAGUCCACCUAAGGGAGGUCCACGACCGGUUCAAGCAUUCGCCAUUGAACCCAGUGCGCUAACCGCUGCGCCACCGCUCCUGACAGAUGCACAUUAAUAAAUGUACACGACUAUAAAUCACGUACACAUUCAUACAAACACACGCACACGCGCGCACACAAACACACACGCACACGCGCGCACACAAACACACGCACACGCGCGCACACAAACACGCGUGCGCGCACACAAACACACACGCGUGCGCGCACACAAACACGCGCGUGCGCGCACACAAACACACACGCGUGCGCGCACACAAACACACGCGCGCACACAAACACACGCGUGCGCGCACACAAACACAACUGAACAAUGUUUAAUUAUGAAAACAAGUCAACGUUAUCAUCUUUGUGAAAACAUCUCUAAGAAUAGUUUUGUCUGUAACUCUGACCUCUGACCUCCCAUGGGCUUGUGUGGCGAGUUGUCGUAGGUCGGAGAGCACGAAGGACAUCGUUCACCCACCCACCCACUUGUUUGUCUGGGUCUAUAAAACUAGCCACACAUUGUGGGAAGCCAAUAGUGGCUGUCUGUUCUUUGGAUGGCCUGUCCCUGACAUGGGAAUGUGGAAUUGCCACUGCUGGCUGAGGGCUGCAAACGGAGGUGGCUUUCUGUUCACAGAACAGAGAGACGUUCUGAGACUAAAAUAAUACGACCGGCAUCCCGGGAGGAAAUCAGAAAACCACCAGGACACGCGCGAGGAUAAUAUUGACACCUCCACACAGAUGGAUUCAAGAAUCCGUUGUCGCGUUGCCAUCUUCUGGCCACCUCGUUAGCCCCGGCGGGUUUGGGGUAUUUUCACAGAUCGGUGCGAUCCGGCCCAACCCCUGCGGUAAAUCACUUGAGCUCGCAACCAAUCAAUUGGAAAUUCGGCUCGAUGUCCGAACAUCGGAAUGUCUCCCGUCGUCGCCACCCUCGGCCAUCGGCCAGCGGUGGAAAUUCCACGUUACGUUGACGGGGGGGGGCCCAGGCUGUCCGCAGGACAAAGGAACGCCGUGGGUUUCGGCGGUCGGUUUUGGCGAAGCCGACGAAAGGAAACGUCACGGGAGCGCCGAUCGCCAGGCUGUGAAACAAAGUUCCUCAUAUCGGGUUCACGGUACCCGCGAACAAAACAACUCCUCAACUCCGGCAAAGCCUCGCCGAGUCACGAGGCCAAGUUGACGCGAGGGUGCUGCUGCUGCUGCUGCGGCUGUACUGCAAUGUGCGGUCCGGUGUGUUCAAUCGCUUGGAGUCCUGCUUGGCGAAAGGGAAGCGGGAGUACCCAGACACUGCCGACCCACCCACCGCGUGUACUCGGGGCUCACGCGCAACGCGGUAAUUUACCAAGACGGCAUUUGGUCGCACAGAGGCUAUUUGUGAGACCGUUGCGAGCAGUUGGCUUAGCGGCGAGCUGAAACAAUCGUUGGUGAUCAAGUUUUCCUUGUUGGGUUAGAGAGCGUGUAAAUGUAAGCGCGUCGUAAAGCCGCGUCCGCGCGGCAUGGCCGAUCGUGAAGGUUUGUCACGUGGAACAGGACGUGCCAAUUGGUUUCGGCGCCUCCAACUAGCACGGUGGGCUACGUACGGUGCAAAAAAAGUUCAACGUACGUAGCUCCACUGACUAAGAGAGCCGCCGUGGAUCUCCCGGCGCGGAAGGUUCGGCCGAGUCUCCUCCAAUCCCCGUCCGUGCAGCAGUGUCGGUACUCCGGCAGGUCGCGCGGUGGGGUCGAGUGUGGGCGGUCGUGCGGUCAACGUGGAGGAGUAGGCCAAAGCACCCUCGCGCGAGCUCUCGCCCGUGCAGGGCCCUGCCUCCAGCAGUGGCGCACGCGGGGAAUUGCAGGCCUGCGCCUCUACCUUUCCCGCGCCGAGCACGGCAGGUGGCACCGCUGCAUUGGGCCGCCGCGGGUGUCCUCUGAGUUCGCCUGCAGUGCUACCGCGCGCACAAAACACAACCCUUCUUACGUCAAAUUGCAGUCGGCCAAACAACUGAUGAGGCUGCGGCAGCGGCAGUAGCAGCAGCAGCAGCAUGCUCCUGAAAGCGAGUCUCGGGGACUCGCUCGCGAGUUGCUUUCCCGUGUAACCACGCGGCGUUGCUGCGAGUCCGAAGCACCUGCCCCAGCUCCGGGGGGGUCGGGCCUCGCUCCCAUCGUUGGGCAGUCUCUCGACCGCCCUGCCGGCUUAUCUUGCAUUUCUCCUCUUGCCACUUGAGACAGAGAGACAGAGAGCUUUGUGAUUAAGGUCGCUAGGAAUAUGUUAAUUUGCACAACUAACAUUUCUGUUUUACGUCGAUUGUUUAAAGUAGGAGGCAACCCAAAAACGGAGCUGAAAGUCCGCGUGGAAGUCGCGUUUGUCGGGGUGCCCGGGCGGCCCGGCAGAGCCGGAGACGAUGAUCCACCACCGCUGACGUCCUGGGUUCUGAUCCAGGUCAUGUGCGCACACACGCGCCUAAAAAAAAAAAUCCGUAAAUGUUAAACACUUAUUUGGCCUAAAUUCCUGCACUUGAGAAUUACGAAAAAUAUCAGUUCGACGGGCAAACGGCACUCGCGUGGGGCAGAGCGGGCAGGUAAGCGCCGCCCUCUACCGCGUGUGGAGCGGAGGUCGCGCGAUGAAGGGGACCUCGCAGGUAGCUCUACGACACCCACUUGUUUCCGUGGCGGGUCCGGCGACUGACUCUGGACGGCCGCUGUGCGUGAGGCCCACGACGCGACCGCCGGUAGCGCGGUCGGGACACGCGGUCAGAGGGAAACGCAAAACGUUAACAUUUGCGUUUCUCGCCGAGCUUUGCGGCGUUGCCACCGGCGCACACCGAUGAGGAGGAGGGUGCUGGUAGCUACCCGGGAGGAGCUGUUGGUUCUUGGGUUGCCCGACUUUAAACGCUCUGUUGUUGUUGUUGCUGCUUCUCACUCGGACAUCGUAGCAGAUUAAUGUCUUGAAUGCCUUCUGUUGGCCGCGUUAAACGUGUUAGAAUCGCUCGUGGGAAUUGGACAAAGUGUUGUUUUUUCUCUCGCCUAGCUGCAAAAAAUAUUUUUUGUGAAUCUUGGAAAACAUAUUUGUAUAUAGAUAUAUAAUAUUAAUAUUGAUUUAUUCAAUGUAGUGAAGUUGAGUGUAGUUACUAAUUCAGCACAAUGUAUGUGUUUGCUGGGGGGUGUCUGUGUAGGGUUGAUUGUGUAUGUGGUCUUUGUGUACAUGUGUCUGUGUGUGUGUCUGUGUGUGUGUGUAUGUCUAAUGGUGUGUAUGCGAGUGCAAGUUAGGAGGAGCGGCAGUGUCGUGGUUAGCGCUGCGUUACGAACCCGGCGACCCCAGUUCGAUUCCCGCUCACGGCCAACACCAGUGACGAUUAUCUGAACCGGUCCUGGGCCUUUCCUAGGUCGACCCGGCCUCAAAGGAGUACCUGGUGCGGUGUGUAAACAUCGCCACUGGGGAGACAAAGGCAGUCGGGUGUGGUGCUGGCCACCCACUCGUGUGCCGUGCCGGCCUUCAAAGGUGGUCGCUAACAGCACUUGCCCCAACAGUCUGUUACAGGCUAUGCGGGGGAUCUUUGUCUUUGAUCUCGUGUAUAUGGUUGUGUGUUUAUGGGUCUGUUUGUCUUUGGGUGUGUAUGAUCGUGUGGGUGGGUAUGCAAGCAUGUUAUGUUUGGAUGUGUGUGUCUCGUGUAUUUGUGUGUACUUGAGUUAAUGGUGGAUAAAUGUGCAAAACGUAUGAUGUGCUUGAGUGGGGAGUGGUGGUGCAGUGGUUAGCACACUGCACUCCGAAGCCGGCGACCCGAGUUCUGAUUUCCGGCCACGGCUAACAUCGGUGGUGAGCGAUAUCAUUACUGGUCCUGGGCCUCCCUGCGGUCGACUCAGCCUAAAGUGAGUGGUGUGCAAACAAACAUCCGCACUGGAGACCAAGGUGGCCGAGUGUGGUGAUUGCCACACCAUCUCAUUGUGGGCCACGGUGGCCUAAAUAGGUGCUUGCUGACAGUGCUCGUCCCAAGAGGCUGUUAGAGCUCGACUGGAGGUUUGUGUCUGUACACAAGUGAGCUUGUCUGUGUGUCCGUCAUGUGUGUAUGUUGACCUUCCUUCGCACCGUACGUAGCCAACCAUGCAAACCGGAGGUGCGGCAUGGUCGUAGAGACAUGUUUAUUAUUAUUUGUGUAUGUGUUUGUUAACUCGUAACACCUGGGUAUGUCCCGCAAACUCCCUAUCGGUGAGCCUCGCCACUCAAUGUGACCUUAACGUGCACCUAGCCUGGCGCAGACGCCGUGGCAACAUCACUGCCACUUGGCGGUGAAUGGCAGGCGCAGUUGUACGUGUGCAGUGUGUGACUGUGUGUGUGUGUGCCUUCAUGUAUACGGGGAGUGGUGGUGUAGCGGUUAGCGCGCUCCGCUACCAACUUGGCGACCCCGUUUCAAUUACCGCUCACGAUCGAUAACAGUGGCGGAUACUGGAACUGGGCCUCCCCUAGGUCGUCUCGGCCUUGAAUGAGUCCCCUGGUGCAGUGCUUAAACAUCAGCGCUGGGGAGACAAAGCUGGCCGGGCGUGGUGCUGGCCCCCUACACCGCCCCCUCCCCCGUGCGCCGAGCUGCCGGCCUUCAUAGGUGCUCGCUAACAGCACUUGCCCCGACAGUCCGUUAUAGGCUUACACGGGGGAUCUUUGUCUUUUGUAUGCGCCUGUUUCGUUGUUUUUGUGCGGACGCCUUCUGUGCGUUCACGUCUCUCUCGAGAGAGAUUAUCAAGUGGGAGUUUGUGGGGUUUUGCUGCUAAACGCGUUUGUCCUCUCGGCCCCCGGCUUAAACCCCCGAGUCUGCUUUACACCUGUUCCCCGAUACCCUGUGCGGCCUAUAUCUCCCUCGAGCUACUCAACCUUGACCCUGCUCAAACACGAACCCAUAUGUCGCCGUGAAGACGCCCUAUAAACUAACAUCUCUGCCCCGUAAACCUCCCAAUUCUGUAAACCCUGAACCUUAAAACUGCUUCGACCUGAAACCCACGAAACCUUAAACCCCAAACUUCUAAACUGUUUAUUCCCAAACACCCCGCCAAAAAUGUUAACCACGAUCCUUAAAAAAGAAUUCAACCUUAAACCCGCUAAUCCUUCAACACACAAGGGCCGAUCGAAUAAUCAUGAUGAUUAAAAACAGCCAUCUAAUAACGCUUAAACCUCCGACCUUUAAACUAUUACAGUUUAAAAUCAAUACCUUAAACUUUUAAACACUUAAUCCAGUAAACCGUGUAUCCUCUAAACCCACUAAAUACGAUAAACCCUUAAGCCAGAUCUGGGAGGCUUCUUCAACCGAGGGGAGAAUGAGACUUUCACUCCCUUAGCCGGGCGGCGGUGGUGGCGCGCCCGGCUGUAAUCCAGCCCUCAUCAUCCUGUUGUCGCAUCGCGCAUUGUUCGGAACUAUGUCCAACGUUUCGUUCCGAGACCUAGACAAUUUUACUGCCAGGUUGAAAUUACCCCCACCCCCUCACCACCGUUCCCACCACCUCCCCCUCUUGUACUCCGCGUUUAAAAUGUUUUCAGUUCUUCACGAAGUCCGUGUGGAGCGUUUGUGUCGAUGACGAGAAUCGGCCGUCAGGAACCACCUGAAUGUGAUUCUCUCUGAGCCCUCGGCACCUGAGAAAACCUGGGUUCGAACCCCCUUGGGGUCUGGGAGUGUCACUCCCGAGGGUGUGUCAUGGCUGUGCCAGGCACACAAGCACCGCUGAGAUCUCCACUGAAGAGGUUCAUAAUGACCGCGUCACAGAUGCCGAACCAGUCCCGCCGAGAUCCGGUGUUCGAUCCCUGGGUCGUUAUUUAGUUGUGGAAAGUCUCGUAGCGCUUGCAAGGUAUUAUGGGUCUUUAACAAUAAUGGUCAGCUUCAUUAACCUUCCAUCCCAGUGAACAGGUAACGUUGGGCCAGUGGGGGGGGGGGGGGGGCAGCGUUGUCGUGGUGACUGGGAGUGUCGUCUGUUCACCUGCAUAGCACUCUGUUCAAACCGUAGUCCGGUCCCGUUGUGUUGCUCUGCAAAGAGCUCUCUGCAUACGCAUUUUCACUUUCUUUGAUUUGGCCAUUUAGAAUGUGUGACUUCUAAAUGCAAUAAACAAAACAAAAUAUUUUAUCUCAG
Messenger RNA from Lethenteron reissneri (Far Eastern brook lamprey), 10525 nucleotides. Its product is annotated as SEC14-like protein 1. The record is from RefSeq and is a predicted model, not a curated record. Gene Ontology annotation, cellular component: cytoplasm. Lineage: Eukaryota; Metazoa; Chordata; Hyperoartia; Petromyzontiformes; Petromyzontidae.